Molecule: messenger RNA, 681 nt
Organism: Candida albicans SC5314
Lineage: Eukaryota; Fungi; Ascomycota; Pichiomycetes; Serinales; Debaryomycetaceae
Exons: 1
Coding region: 1-681 (226 amino acids)
Source: RefSeq, a predicted model, not a curated record
AUGCUUCAUUUAAGCAAAGCAGAACGUGAGUAUUUUGAUGCCGCCUAUAGUUUAUCCAACGAGGCUAUAGAGAAGCUCGUUGAACUUCAGGGCAAGCUAGGUUUGGUAAAAGAUGAUGACGUGACAUAUACUGUUACAAUUGAUCAUGGUAAAGGUACAUAUACAUGCAAUACAGAAAAAGGGGAGUCUUCAUGGUGCAAACAUCUUUAUAUGUACCAUAAAAUGAGGUUCUUGGUAUUUGGAGAUAACAUGGAGAAGCAAAUGGAUUUUCCUGUGGAAGACUCCCAGGAUUAUUUUUCGGAUGAAGAUGAUGGUUCUUUUUCGGAUAUUGAAUUGGAGAAUCAAGAAAGAGAUUUUCAUUUUGAUAACGAGCUUGCUUCUAGCUAUGAUGAUCCUCUGGAUAUUAUUGAUGUUGUUAAUCUGACGAGUUCUAAUAAUGAAGGAACGUCUACAGGGCAGUCUGAUCAAAAUAUACCCCAAAAAACUUUUGAAGAGUUAAGUACAGAAAUUGAAGGUUAUUUGGAAAACAUUUCAAAAAGAUACAAGGAAAUACUUGAAAAUUCACCUGAGAAAGUUAGCGAACUUGCACUUUACAUGAGAAGUUUUAGUCAACAAUUAGAGUAUAUCUCAACAGGUAAACAAGACCUUGAUCAUGAUCCAAAACGCAGAAAAAAAAAUUAG